Diabrotica balteata is the source of this 1918-nucleotide messenger RNA. The record is from the annotation of a GenBank genome assembly. Lineage: Eukaryota; Metazoa; Arthropoda; Insecta; Coleoptera; Chrysomelidae.
CUGUAUUUUCCGACGUUUGAGGAUCGGCAAUUUAUAUUUAUAUGAUCAUACGUUAAGUUUGAUAGCAGUAAAUAGGUAAUUUGUGGAAGUGGUUUAAUAAAAAUGGUUCAAACAGUCGUAAUAAAAAGGUAUAACCAGAAACGGAUUCAGAUUAUCAUAACAUGUAUCGUAAUCUCAGUUUUACUACUUCUUGGAACCAUAACCGCUAUAAUGAUAUUUCAUCCAAGAUUUAGAACAAACAAAGGAGUCGUUGUGUCCAACGUGAAAGAGUGUGCUGCGGUAGGAACUUCCAUUUUAGGAAAAGGAGGAAAUGCUGUUGACAGUGCAAUAGCUACCCUACUCUGUGAAACUAUUUCAAAACCAGAUCUAAGCAAAACAGGAGGGGAUUUCGUAAUGACCGUUUUUAAUCAAAGCACGGGCGAGGUGUUUGUGUUAAAUGCAAGAGAACCUCCUCAAAAUUCAACAACCGAAUCUUUCGAAAAAUACUAUGGAAUUUCAGAUAAAUUGGUAGUUCCUGUAGAAAUUCGUGCAUAUUGGACAGCUUACAAAAGAUUCGGCGGAGGUGUCUCCUGGAAAGAAAUCAUUGAUCCCACUAUAGAUUUGUGCACAUCUGGUAUAGAAAUAUCUCUACAUACAGCUAAAAUUAUUAAGCAAUAUAAAGAACUCAUUUAUAAUGAUCCAGUUUUAAGGGAAACUUUUAUUAAUACAAAAACUAAUGAUACAUACAUCCAAGGGCAAGUCUUCACAAGGCCAAAAGUAGCAGAAAUGUUAAAAAUAAUAAGUGAAAAAGAUAUUGAUGCUCUAUUUAACAGUACUUAUUCCAAUGGAUUAAAUAUUCAUGAGAAUGGCCUAUUUUAUACCGACGAUAAGGAUAAUUAUGAAUAUAUUUGGCAAAAACCGAUCGCUGUAGAACUUGGAGAUGGUAAAAAACUAAUAACGGCACCACUUCCUUCUGCCGCUGCUGCCGUUGCACUUUCCCUAAAAUUCAUAGACAGCUUCCGAAAUAUUACAAGCUUAAAUUUGACCAGCAGUGAAACUACCUCAAUUUUUCAGUCGGCAUACCAGUUAUUAUUUUACAACUAUAUUCAAUCUAAUAAUGUCACAGAGGUUCUACAAAAUGUUUUAAGUUUAGACCCCAGCAAUUUUACUAAAAAUUUCAUAGCAAAUGUCCAAAAUUCCAAAGUUCCAAAGUUUUCUUCGAUUGAAGCUUUCAGUAUUUUACCAGAUGAUUAUGCUGCUGCCCAUGUAAACGUGCUUUCAGUAAAUGGGGAUGCUGUGUCUGUGACUAGUACAGAUAAUUACGAAAAAUUGACAAAACUGUCGGGUAUUCAAGAUUUAUCUAAAACAACAGGUUUCAUACGAAAUAGAUUUUCUACUAGCGAUUUGGAUAACAAUACAAUGAUCGGAUUCUCCUCGUUUUCUAAAAAUGACCGUCUGUCGGAGAAAUAUAUAUCCGUUGCGUGUCCCAUAAUAAUACUAGAUAAAAAUAAAACCGUCCUUUUGGUUACUGGAGGUAUUGGAGACAAUACAUUAUUAUCCAAUAUACUGCAGGUGCUUAGCAACUUUUUCUGGGGUAAUAUGGAUAUAGAAUCAGCAAUUUUAACUAAAAAAGCAUAUAGCCCACUUGUCAACUCAAAUAAUUAUAAAGAGGACAUGCUAAGUGAUAAUCUUAAAAACGAAACCCUUGACAUGAAUGAGAAGAUGUUUCUUUUGAGGAUGGUGAGUUUUCAGCAGUUUCUGCGAUAUUCAAUUCCAAGGUUAAUGGCGUUACAAGAGUGUAUGAUAAAACAAUUGGAGGUUCGGUUUCCUAUGUAACCUGAAAACCUUUUUCUCAUCAGUCUGGGACGUAUCUAUAUUAUUGUGUAUAUAAAAAAGUAUUGAAAUAGCCAAAAGAAAGAUUGAAAUGUGUAUUUAUAUA